This is a messenger RNA of Rana temporaria (common frog), 2321 nucleotides long. It is a transcript of the gene ADCK2, whose product is annotated as aarF domain containing kinase 2. The coding region runs from base 200 to 2083 and encodes 627 amino acids. Gene Ontology annotation, cellular component: mitochondrion. The transcript has 9 exons. Lineage: Eukaryota; Metazoa; Chordata; Amphibia; Anura; Ranidae. The record is from RefSeq and is a predicted model, not a curated record.
UUAAUCCAGUCGUCACUGUGGGCGGGGCCUCCUGCUGUCAGGUGGGCUGGUAUGUUUAUGUCCUUAGAUCGCUGUCACGCUGUGUAUUGAUCGGACAGGCUCAUGAAAUAAGAGGUGAUCGGUUUGUGUUCCUCAAUGGAGGCUGCCUAGGAAGGAAGGAAGGCGAUCUCCUAAUACCUGUCUAUGACCGGCUCCUGCCAUGUCACAGGCUUUGCACAUGAGAAGUGGCUUGUUGUGUUGCAGAAGGAUCUGCAGUCUCAGGAGCUCCAGGGAUGUAUCUAGGUGGAAGGAAAUGGCAGUUCAUUACCAGGGAAACAUAAUCAAGCGCAGCAGGAUAAAAAGCUUAUGGAAAAUCUCAUUUAUGUGCUUGGGCAUCAAAUAUGUGCCCACAGAAUGUGAGAGACUAUACCAAAGACAAGUACCAGCAGAGGUGGGCAUGGCCUCACCAGGUCAUCAGAAGUCUGAAGAUAGCCUCCUAAAAAAGACCACCUUCGUUGUGCGCUUGGUUGUGCGCUCUUGCGUCCUCUUCCUGAAAUUUGGACCGCUCCUACUAGCCUACCCAUUGACAUUCUUUUCAGACAGAUUUUAUACCCUGUGGCUUCAUCUUCUUCUGAAGGCCACCGAGUCAUCAGGACCAGCUUGCAUUAAACUUGGCCAGUGGGCUAGCACUCGAAGAGAUCUUUUCUCUGAAACGUUCUGUGGCAAAUUUUCCAGACUUCACGUUAAGGUGGCACCGCACUCUUGGGGUUACACUGAGUUUUGCCUGAAAAGAGACUUUGGCGAUAACUAUGGACAAAUGUUUCUAUUUCCGAGUAAGGAACCUGUAGGUUCUGGCUGCGUCGCUCAGGUGUACAAAGCCUACGCUGACCUGUCUGUUAUUGACGCUAUGGAAUCGCAAUCCCUGAUAGGAAGCGCUGGGAGUGACGAUGGCUUUGAGGCAUGGGAAGUGGCGGGGCUUGGUGGCAUUUUCAGGCGUCUAGGGAAAAAGGGGACAUCUGAUCGUGACGCACUGGAAGGACAAGGAGAUGGAACCUGUGAUAUCCAAGGAGAAGACCCAUAUCCUUCAUCCAUAGAGCCAACAGGGGACGAUGCUCAUUGCUUGAUUCCUGUCGCUGUAAAAGUCCUGCAUCCAGGUCUUAGACAACAGGUUAAAAUGGACCUCCUCCUAAUGAAGACCUGGAGCCAACUGCUUGGACUCAUCCCUGGAUUCAGGUGGCUGAGUCUGACCGAGAUUGUGGAAGAGUUCGAGAAACUUAUGACCCGGCAAAUGAAUCUCAAAUAUGAAGCCAAAAAUUUGGAAAUAUUUCAGGAAAAGUUUGAAAAAAUUGACUUUAUAAAAUUUCCCAUCCCACUGCGACCCUUCGUCACAAGGAACAUCCUGGUGGAGACCUUCGAGGAAGGUGAACCUUUGUCUGACUAUCUCCAAGGGUCAGAGUCUACUCAGAUAAAGCAAAGAAUAGCGGCAAUGGGUGUUGACAUGCUGCUGAAGAUGGUGUUUGUGGAUAAUUUUGUCCACGCUGAUCUGCACCCCGGUAAUAUUCUGGUACAGGGGGCGCCGGAGUUUACUUCAAGACAGGCUGAGCAGACCACGUUGGUGGAUAUGUGCGACACGCUGAUUGUGAAUGUCGGCCCCAGCCGCUGCCCUCUCCGCCUGGUGUUGCUGGACGCGGGAAUCGUGGCAGAACUGCAGGAGAGAGACCUUGAGAAUUUCCGAUCUGUGUUUACUGCGGGUGGUCCUUGGGGCAGGGCCGCAAUGAAGGGGGAGACUGUAGCCGAACUGAUCCUUCACCAUGCCAGAGCUAACCAAUGUACGGAUGUGGAAGCUUUCAAGUCUCAGAUGGCUGAGCUGGUGAAUGAAGCCCGGGAGAGUACAGUGUCUUUGGGGAAGCUCCAGGUUGCAUUGCUGCUGUCUCAAGUGUUCCGGCUUUUGAUGACACAUGAGGUGAAGCUGGAGAGCAACUUUGCUUCUAUAGUGUUUGCUAUUUUAGUCUUGGAAGGACUUGGCCGGUCGCUGGACCCCAAGAUUGAUAUCCUGGAGGCUGCCAGGCCUCUGCUGGUGAAGAGUGCGGCGUCCCUCCUAUAGCCAACCAACCUACAGAAGACCAAAGCAUCGUUCUGUUUACAAACCCCACACAUUUGAUUUCUGGUGAUUUACAACCAGCGAUGCUCGUUUUUUUUCUUCAUUUGAGCCCUAACUGUUAAACCCACUGCGACAGUUUUAGGUACAUUUUUGAAGGUUCAGAACCCCAGUUAGGCCUCGUACACACGAUAGGUUAACCAGAGGACAGCGGUCUGAUGGACCGUUUUCAUCGGUCAAAACC